Messenger RNA from Phaethon lepturus (White-tailed tropicbird), 514 nucleotides. RefSeq names its product TBC1 domain family member 16-like. The transcript is spliced from 3 exons. Lineage: Eukaryota; Metazoa; Chordata; Aves; Phaethontiformes; Phaethontidae. The record is from RefSeq and is a predicted model, not a curated record. The annotation marks the transcript as partial.
GGACACGUGUGACAAUCGCAUGACCUGCUCCACCAGCCCUGCCUCCAGCCUCGACGCCAGCGCCCGGUUCCAGGAGAAUAAUGGGCAAAUGCAGAGCACCAGAUGGGACGAACAGCAGAAAGUAUUUGCCCUCGAGCAGGUCUGUGGUGUCUUUAGAGUGGACCUGGGACAAAUGAGAUCCCUUCGCCUCUUCUUUAGCGAUGAGGCGUGCACCUGCGGACAGCUGGUUGUUGCGAGCAGGGAGAGUCAGUACAAGAUCUUCCAUUUUCACCACGGUGGCCUGGAUAAACUGUCCGAGGUGUUUCAGCAAUGGAAGUACUGCACGGAGACACAUCUCAAGGACCAGCAGCUUGCCGAUGAGAAAACAUGUAUGCAGUUCUCCAUCCGCCGCCCCAAGCUGCCCUCCUCGGAAACCCACCCGGAGGAGAACACGCACAGGCGUCUCGACGUGUCUGCCUGGCUCCAUCACCUGAACGGGUGCGGGCAGGUGGAGGAGGAGUACAAGCUGCAGAAG